Molecule: messenger RNA, 2280 nt
Organism: Ornithodoros turicata
Lineage: Eukaryota; Metazoa; Arthropoda; Arachnida; Ixodida; Argasidae
Product: myosin light chain kinase, smooth muscle-like
Exons: 10
Coding region: 162-1178 (338 amino acids)
Biological process (GO): protein phosphorylation; intracellular signal transduction; positive regulation of apoptotic process
Cellular component (GO): nucleus; cytoplasm
Molecular function (GO): protein serine/threonine kinase activity; ATP binding
Source: RefSeq, a predicted model, not a curated record
CUAGAGGAUCGCGGACGAUACUGCCAUCUCGUGUUGUCUGCCAAUUCGACUGUCCUCAACCAGUGGAGUGGUUUCAAAAACUGGAUACUUGGUCCCGGCCAAAGGUGUGAGUGUUGUGCCUUCUUUAUAAUCGCCAGUGGUCACCUAAUAUCAGAGCUACGAUGAUUUACGUAGACGAGACAGACCCGGAUGAAGAGGCUGAGCCCCCUUUCGAACCCCGUGAAGUGACCCUGAAGAGAAAUGAGAACAUCAACGAAGCCUAUGCUCUGCAAGAUGAACUCGGCAGGGGAAAGUUCGGCACCGUCUUCCGUUGCAAAGAGAAGACAAGUGGUCGCGUAUUGGCCGCCAAAUUCAUCGUUACACCGAAGAAAGAAGACCGUCAGGAUGUGCUACGGGAGGUGGAAAUUAUGCGCUCACUGCAACAUCCUCGUCUACUCCAACUGUACGAUGUCUAUGACGAUGGCAAGGCUCAAAUGAUCCUCGUUCUAGAGAUCAUCGAAGGAGGCGAGCUGUUCGAACGUGUCAUCGACGACGACUUCGUGCUCACAGAGAAAGCUUGCAGUAUCUUCGUCAGACAGAUCUGCGAAGGCAUUGACUACAUGCAUAGCAAAAACAUUUUACAUUUGGACAUGAAGCCAGAGAACGUCAUGUGCACAACCCGCACGGGCAAUCGUAUCAAGUUGAUCGACUUCGGCUUGGCCCGGUUCUUUGAGCCAGGCAAGAAGCUGCAGGUGCUCUUCGGGACACCAGAGUUUGUGGCUCCCGAAGUUGUCAACUUUGACAAAGUCUGUUACCGAACGGACAUGUGGAGCGUCGGGGUCAUCUGCUAUGUCCUGCUCUCUGGAUUAUCACCGUUCAUGGGCAACAGCGAAUUGGAGACGAUGGCCAACGUCACCAAAGCGGAAUACGACUUCGACGACGAGAGCUUCGACGAGAUUUCCAACGAGGCCAAAGACUUUAUAGCCAAGCUAUUGUUGAAAGACAGGGAAGAACGGCUAACAGCAAAGCAGUGUCUGGAUCACCCAUGGCUAAGGAAAAGAGAGAAAAAGAAGGACGAGGCCCAACUGGACAAAAAGAAGCUCAAGAGGUACGUCAUCAGGCGCAGGUGGCAGAAAGUCGUCAACGCCAUCCUCGCCUUGCGUCGCAUGGGCGCCCCGCUCACUCCCACCGACUCCUAAAGAGGUCUGCACGAGGUGGCCAAUCCUCCUUCCAGGCUGGCUGCUCCAACCAACUUUUGGUGUGCGUUUCCCUUCUCUUUCACCAAUCCAAGCCUUGGAGACCUCCAUCCUCCACCCCGCGCGUCCAGAGACACUCCAUAGCAUCGAACUAAGGAUGCUCAACGCAAGUUAUACUCACAGCCUCUGCGACAACCGACAUAUCGUACCAUUGGGUCAAAGUGAACAUCUGUAAGGACUUGCAUUACACCUCACAGGCGGACUGGAAUGCACUGGUAUAUGGGCCUGCAGAAGGACUUGCAGAAAGAAUUGUUGACCAAGUUGUCAGCCGUUCUCAGUGUAGUGGUCAAUAGACGGGGCAGUAGAGGUGUCUACACACAGGUCAUUUGAUAGGUCACCAAAGAGGUCAAUAGAGUCGUUAAUAGACAAAUCAGUAGAUGGGUUACAGACGUUUGGACGGGUUACAGCCUUAAAGACUUGAACGUGGACUUGUGCUGGGGUCCGCCUUUGGAUAGAGUAUAUGGAGCAUUAUUAUAGCCUUGCAGACGCGGUUACAAACAUAUAAUGUACAGCGUAAGGUUUCAUCCGGUAGCCUGCAGUGUGUAUAACAUAUUUAUGAGGCGACAAAGACAGCAAUGGUACGAGGUUACAUCCAUGCACAAGUCUGCCCCAACCACUACAAGUCACCCUGGUGUUGUUGUUGUUGUUGUUGUUUACCAGGAGAAAUGACACCUUCGAUAGUGGCAUUAAUUAUGAUUGUUAUUGGCAGAAAUGCGACACGAGGAAAUACCUUGACCAGUCGCAGAAGACUGGCCAUUUGUUUACUUGGAAUGUUAGCUCUUACUUCCCCCCAACGAAAGUAAACUUCUUCAUACUUGAUUCAUCUCGGAGAAAGGAGUAUGACAACGACAUCACAUAUUUCUGUACAUAGUAGUUUAUUUUAAUGAUCCCCUUUUUUUGUAUUCCUGUACAUUUUCCUUGGAUCUGAAUGGCAUCCCUGUUUGAAUGCAAUAUGUGUUUCCAGGCAUCGUGUUUUAAACUCAUGUUCUUUUUAUUUCCCAGCUCGAGAUGGUUGUUUAAAUAAACUACACACGUUUAAAAUGGA